CGACAAUGUCGGGCUCUUCUACUCGAGGAUGAAGAUGAGCGGAGCGCCCAUGGCGGCGGCCUUCCGACCAGCGGCGCAACACCUCGUCGCCCCAUGCGACGACGCCCCUUCUCACUCCCGCUGCUCAAGCAGCUUUCGCCAGCGCCCUGCGCCUCUGCCGCCCUAUAAGAUCCCGUCCCCGCAUCACCAUACGUUCCAGGAUUAGGUCGCCAAGAUCUAGAUUCGAGCCAGUGGAGCUGAAUAUGUAUACGACUGACUGGUCCUUGUAGAGCUCCGCCGCAGGUAGCUCAUAGAGUCGUGGUCAUCAGCCGUACUGUCCGACGCUCACUGCCGCCGACAUGCGCCUCACCCACGAGCUAUGGCGGGUCAGCGGCGGCCGAGAGGACGGCCUCGUCAUUGAGUACAGGAUUAUACGGAACCGUGUGGAGAGCUAUACGGAAUUCUUAUGCUCACCUACCAAUUAUACGCGUGUAACCGUGUGGAGAAUCACUACACAGAAUUGACAAGCGCAAGCGCAAGCGGGGCCUGGACCCUGGAUAUUUUCGCGGUUGACAAGUCUGUGGCCGCCAACGAUGACCAACUGAUGCCAUGGCCUGGUCAACGGACCCAUCCCAGAGCAGUAUAGGUACCAUUCACCAUUAAUCUCAGUCAGGCGAGAGAGAGGGGGAACGCCAAGCAAGAACGAUGAGGCGACGACAUGAGCUGCUGGUCUCGCCGUCUUGUUGCUUGAUCGGCCUUGUGCUGCUGCUGCUCGCGCUGUCUGCUCGAGCUCAGCGGCAAGCACAGACAGGUCCGUCUGAAGUGGCCGCGCUGAACACCAUCUUCUCACGGUGGGGCCUGCGGGCGUCCACGGCGUGGAACAUCAGCGGCGAGCCUUGCAGCGGUGCCGCCAUCAACGAAACCGCCAUGGAUUCAGACAACGAAUUCAAUCCGGCCAUUAACUGCGUCUGCUCCUACAACAUCAGCACCGUCUGCCACAUCACCAGGCUGAGAGUAUAUGCACUAGAUGUGGUUGGUCAGAUUCCCGCGGAACUGCUAAAUUUAACUUACCUGACAGUACUGGAUUUAUCCCAGAAUUACUUGACAGGAUCUUUGCCAGCAUUUCUUGGAAAGCUGACUCGGUUGCAAUAUCUAAGUUUGAGUAUCAAUGCAUUAACUGGAGUUUUACCGAGCGAGCUGGGUAACCUCAAGAAUCGCAUUUCUCUGUAUAUCGAUAGUUGUUGUUUAAGUGGAGAGCUACCAUCUUCCUUUUCCAAACUUAAGAUCCUGAAAUCCCUAUGGGCAUCAGAUAAUGGGUUUACUGGGAAGAUACCUGAUUACAUUGGAAGCUUAUCAAAUUUGCAGGAUCUGAGACUCCAUGGAAAUAACUUUGACGGUCCCAUUCCUGCAAGUUUUUCUAAUCUUAUCAACUUGACAAAUUUGAGAAUUGGUGAUUUAACGGGAGAGCUGUCUUCAUUGGCUUUUGUGGUUAACAUGACGUCGUUGUAUACUCUAGAUCUGAGAAACUCCAGGAUAUCUGACAACCUUGCUUCAGUGGACUUCUCAAAAUUUGUUAACCUCAAUUAUCUGGACUUGAGUUUUAACAGCAUCACAGGCAAAGUUACUCCAAACCUUCUGAACCUGAAUCCCCUCGAAUUCCUAUUUCUUGGGAGUAAUAACCUCUCUGGGAUCCUACCAGAUAUGAUUAGCCCUUCACUUACUACUAUUGAUCUGUCAUACAAUAUGCUCUCAGGAAGAUACCCUUCUUGGGUUAACAUGAAUAACUUACAUGUGAAUUUGGUGUGGAACAACUUUGGGAUAGAUAACUCGAACAACAGUAUUUUGCCUUCAGGACUAAAUUGUCUUCAGCGAGAUACUCCAUGUUUUGAUUCUCCAUCUUAUUCCUCCUUUGCGGUAGACUCUGGUGGUUCGAGACCCAUCAGAGGCUCAGACAACUCCAUUUACGAACCUGAUGAUGCCAGUCUUCCAGUUGCAUCAUACUAUGUUACGAACUCAACGAGAUGGGGCGUUAGCAACAUCGGGAGAUUCAUGGACUCGUCUAAUGGGAGUUAUAUAAUAUACACUUCUCGCCGGUUUACCAACACACUUGAUUCUGAACUAUUUCAGACAGCCAGAAUGUCACCCUCUUCAUUGAGAUACUACGGCAUUGGGCUCAAGAAUGGCAUGUACAGCGUUGUACUUCAAUUUGCAGAGAUUUUUUUCCCAGAUGACCAGACAUGGAAAAGCAUGGGAAAGAGGAUUUUCAAUAUAUAUAUCCAGGGAGAUCUUAAAGAAACAGAUUUCGAUAUAAAGAAACAAACAAAUGGAAAAUCUUAUACUGCUGUUCAAAGACAGUACACUGUUGAAGUAACGAAUAAUUUCAUUGAUAUUCAUCUCUUUUGGGCUGGAAAGGGCACUUGUUGCAUUCCUGACCAAGGGUUCUAUGGGCCAUCGAUAUCAGCAUUAAGCGUAUCUUCUUAUGAUGGCAACGGUGAAGGGGAUCCUGGUUCACAGAGAAACAGCACUACCAGUAGAACAGGUUUGGUUGUUGGAGUUGUAGUCUGUGUUGCGAUUUUAGGAUUUCUAGCACUCGCUGGGGCCUUUGUUUGGAGGCAGAAAAGAAGAAGGCUAGAGGUGGAAAUGGAAGAGCUGUUCAGUAUAGUUGGAAGGCCUAACGUCUUCAGUUACGGUGAAAUAAAGUCUGCUACUGACAGUUUUAGUGAUAGCAACAUUCUCGGAAGAGGGGGAUAUGGACCUGUUUACAAGGGUAAGCUACUUGAUGGGAGGAUUGUAGCUGUAAAGCAGCUGUCUUCUACAUCUCAUCAAGGGAAAAAAGAGUUCAUGACAGAAAUUGCAACCAUAUCUGCGGUGCAGCAUCGAAACCUCGUGAAGCUGCACGGUUGUUGCAUCGACAGUAAGACACCACUUUUGGUCUAUGAGUAUCUGGAACAAGGGAGCCUCGAUCAAGCAAUUUUUGGCAAGACAGACUUGAACCUGGAUUGGAGAACGCGCUUCGAGAUAUGCAUAGGCAUUGCAAGAGGUCUCGCAUACCUCCAUGAGGAGUCCAGCAUGCGGAUAGUCCACAGGGACAUCAAAGCCAGCAAUGUCUUGCUCGACGCUGAUCUCAACCCUAAGAUCUCUGACUUCGGGCUGGCCAGGCAUUACAAGGACAGCAUGACGCAUCUCAACACCGGAGUAGCUGGCACGCUUGGUUAUCUAGCACCCGAGUACGCCAUGAUGGGACACCUGAUGGAAAAGGCCGACGUUUUUGCGUUCGGCGUCGUGGCACUGGAGAUCAUCGCUGGACGACGGAACUUCGAUGACAGCCUCGAGGAAGAUGAGAAGUAUCUUCUUGGAUGUGCCUGGCAUCUGCAUGAGAGCCAACGGACACUUGAACUGUUGGACAGUAAACUCAUUGAAUUCGAUGAGGAAGAGGCCGCGCGACUCAUCAAUGUCGCUCUUCUUUGCACGAUGGGCCUGCCUCAGCGACGCCCACCAAUGUCCAAGGUCGUGUCCAUGCUCACGGAAGACAUUGAGGUGACUGACGUGGACACAACCAUGAGGCCCAGCUACGUCCCUGAAUGGCAGCUCAGGAGCUUCAGCAGCAGUUACGUCUCAGGGUCGGGGUCGUCGGCUCAGCAGUCCUCCGGCAGUCAAAUCAGCGCGCCGUCCAGCUCGAGCAAGAAGCCCGGGAUCCACAGGGACACCUCACCGCUGGCUUUGUCGCGUUGUUCUAGUGGCGGGAUCGAAGAGGGAGCAUGAAUGCCCGGAGUAAAUUGCAGAAAACCACCAUAAUUGGGGACCCUAAUUCACAAAACCACCACCUUUCGGUUUUUUUUCAAAAACACACCGCCAUUGUACUGACAGUUUUCAGAAAACGCUAAUCGCUCAAUCAAAACUGUUUAAG
Molecule: messenger RNA, 3886 nt
Organism: Triticum urartu
Lineage: Eukaryota; Viridiplantae; Streptophyta; Magnoliopsida; Poales; Poaceae
Product: putative LRR receptor-like serine/threonine-protein kinase At1g56130
Biological process (GO): protein phosphorylation
Cellular component (GO): plasma membrane
Molecular function (GO): ATP binding; protein binding; protein kinase activity
Source: RefSeq, a predicted model, not a curated record